AUGAAGGACUAUUACGAAUUAGAAUUAAUCUAUAGAUUAUUUUUGGAAAAAUUUGAUAGGGAACAGCGAGCAGAAAAGAAUGCUGAAGCGGGCGACUUGUCAAGUGAUACUGUGCUUACGGUUGAAAAUUCAAAAUUUAUGGAUAUAGACAACUUGAGGAAUCAAACAUAUUCCAAUUUUAAUGCGGAAGAAAUAAGUGUGCUUCACAAAGCUUCCGAACGAAUUCGUUGCAAUGCCAAAUUUUCUAGCUUCGACGAGUUCGAAACUUUUUUUGAGGCGUACAAAAUUGUUAACUUUGCACCUUACCGUAUAGCGAGAUACGAUUAUAGAGAGGGGAGCAACAAUGUCGGUCAAGUUGUUGCGUAUUUUAGCAUCAUAUAUCGAUGUACAUUUGGCAGUAAAGAGCAUAAUAAAAGAAGAGGCAAAAUAUGGUGGUGCUCACCACGUUGUAAAGCCAUGUUGCGAGUGUUGAUCACAUCAGAAAGACAUAUUUUCAAAAUCAAAACCUUCAAACGAGAACACAGCCAUCACUUGAGCGAAAAAAACUAUCAAGCAUCGAUGGGAAUAGAAACGAGAAUCGGUGGGUUUUUGGUUCAUUGA
Messenger RNA from Thelazia callipaeda (thelaziosis nematode), 600 nucleotides. The record is from the annotation of a GenBank genome assembly. NCBI's taxonomy places the organism in Eukaryota, Metazoa, Nematoda, Chromadorea, Rhabditida, Thelaziidae.